Messenger RNA from Haliotis rubra (blacklip abalone), 405 nucleotides. RefSeq lists its product as uncharacterized. The coding region runs from base 1 to 405 and encodes 134 amino acids. The transcript has a single exon. The record is from RefSeq and is a predicted model, not a curated record. Lineage: Eukaryota; Metazoa; Mollusca; Gastropoda; Lepetellida; Haliotidae.
AUGACUAUAGACCAACAUGGACCAGAGAUCAUGACUAUAGACCAACCUCGACCAGAGAUCAUGACUAUAGACCAACAUGGACCAGAGAUCAUGACUACAGAUCAACACAGAUCAGAGAUCAUGACUAUAGACCAACCUCGACCAGAGAUCAUGACUGCAGGCCGACACAGAUCAGAGAUCAUGACUACAGACCAACAUCGACCAGAGAUCACGACUACAGACCAACACAGAUCAGAGAGUACGACUACAGACCAACAUCGACCAGAGAGUACGACUACAGACCAACACAGAUCAGAUAGCAUGACUAUAGACCAACCUCGACCACAGAUCACAACUAUAGACCAUCAUAGAUCAGAAAUCAUGACUAUAGACCGACACAGAUCAGAGAUCAUAACUAUAAUAUAG